Molecule: messenger RNA, 198 nt
Organism: Dentiscutata erythropus
Lineage: Eukaryota; Fungi; Glomeromycota; Glomeromycetes; Diversisporales; Gigasporaceae
Source: the annotation of a GenBank genome assembly
AAAAAAUUUUAGAUAUGAUAACAGUUUCUCUUCAAUUAUAUAAUCCAUUAAUAUUUAAUAAUGAAAAUGAUAGUGAUGAAAUAUUAAAUAAUAUUGAUUCUAAUCAAGAAAGUUUAGAUGAUAUUAUUAAUAUUGAAAAUGUUUUUAUUUCAAUAGCUACAACUGAAAUUAAUAAGGACAAUUGGGAAUUACUCGAUA